Spathaspora passalidarum NRRL Y-27907 is the source of this 426-nucleotide messenger RNA. RefSeq names its product type 1 protein phosphatase-activating protein YPI1. The coding region runs from base 1 to 426 and encodes 141 amino acids. Gene Ontology annotation, cellular component: nucleus. Lineage: Eukaryota; Fungi; Ascomycota; Pichiomycetes; Serinales; Debaryomycetaceae. The record is from RefSeq and is a predicted model, not a curated record. Gene Ontology annotation, molecular function: protein phosphatase 1 binding; protein serine/threonine phosphatase inhibitor activity. The transcript has a single exon.
AUGUCUAACAAUAGCUCCAGAACAGAACUAACGCCUGUGAGCGAACAGCCAGUAUUAAGGCUUCGACCACUGAACAAACAGAACAAUGAAGAAACAAAGGAAGGAACAUCGUCAUCGUCCCCAAAGAAAAUGCGCAAGAAGAAAAAGAAGGCCAGAGUGCAAUGGACAGAAGAUGUGGUGGACAAUGAGAAUAUGAAUAAGAAAAAGACCAAGAUCUGCUGCAUCUUUCAUCCAAAUCGAACAUUUGACGAAGAAGUGGAACAUGAUCAUAGUCAUUCCGACCCUUCUUCUUCUUCUUCCUCUGAUGAAAGUGAUUUGAGUGAAGGAGAAGGGGGAGGUGGUGGAGAUAAUGAAGUGAAACCAAAUGCAUACGAACAUCAACCAGUUUAUGAAAAUCAAUCCAAAAUUCCACCUUCUUCAAAGUAA